Molecule: messenger RNA, 1825 nt
Organism: Podarcis raffonei (Aeolian wall lizard)
Lineage: Eukaryota; Metazoa; Chordata; Lepidosauria; Squamata; Lacertidae
Product: ly6/PLAUR domain-containing protein 3-like
Exons: 5
Coding region: 317-1369 (350 amino acids)
Cellular component (GO): plasma membrane
Source: RefSeq, a predicted model, not a curated record
AUGGAGACACCUUCCCAAUAACCGGCCUUAAAAUGCUGAGGAAGGGAAGUGAUGGGCCCUGGGCUGGAGAGGAAACAUGAAGAAAGGAGGGCGGAGGGCGGGGUGGAGUGGAGAUGCUUUGGGCCAUCAUCGAAAUACUGAGCAACGCAGCUUAGAGGAGGUGUGUCUCAUGGGGGAGCCUGAGACGCCCCGCCCAAGCUGUCUGCUCAUAUUUAAUGUCUUAGCUUCAUCUUUCAGACAUUGACGGCAGCAAGACGCACCCAGCACACGCGGGGAAGAUCUGAAACAAGGCCUGGAGGACUUACCGAGCAGAGCAAUGGGCACUCACUUUCUCCUCCAUGCAUCUGUCUUUCUAGUGGCGGUGACAUUCUUCAUGAAAGAUGCCCUGGCACUGGAGUGCCACAGCUGCGUCGACUUGGGCGAUGGUGGAUGCAAUGCAGAGAAUAUGAAGAAAGUGGAGUGCCCGGCAUCUACCCACGUCUGCGUGGAAACGGUGGCAGCUGUGGAAUGGAGCCAUGGGAAGUUCUCGGUUGGCGAAAAAGGCUGUGGAUUGGGCAUGCCAGGUACCAACGACAAAGCAGUAGAUGUGCACGGCAUUCUGGCCUUCUCUCAGCUGCACCAGUGCAACAGCAGCCACUGCAACACCAAACUGGACAUCAAAAACCUGGAGCUGGAACCCAUUGGUAACGAGAGUGCCAGGGUUGCAAAUGGCGUGGAAUGUUACAGCUGUUACGGCAAUGAGUGUUCACUGGACAACUCUACCACAGUCAAAUGUUAUGACUCUUUCCGGGGCUGUUUCCAUGGAAAUGUCACAAUGAAAGCAGGCAACUUCUCACUGACCAGGCCCCUCAAGGGUUGUGUUCAAGAUGAGGACUGCACCAAGGUCACGAAAGGUAGCCCAGCUAUCACCGUCAUGGGUUCCUGUUGCUCUGGAAGCCUCUGCAAUGUCGACCUCUCCAACAAAACUUACUUUGCUCCCAAGAUCCCACGACUUGCAGUCAUGCCCGGGCAAGGUACCAACGCCACUGUGGCUGCCACCACUGCCACCACCACCACCACCACCACAACUUCCGCACGCACUCGCAACAGUGCGCCAGCCCCUUCCACGGUCGGCAAGCCAAUCCGUUCUGUUGCUGUGAGCCCACCUUCAAGUAGUCGUGACGACCAUGACCAUGACCACGACGACCAUGACCACGACCAUGACCACGAUCAUGAUCAUGACCACAGUGAGAGCCCAGUGAGAGAUGGGAACAGAGACACUGCUGUGAAAGUUGAAGGGCGUCAGAGCCAACAUCCUACAAAGGGGGAUGCUGCAGGCUUGGGGGGGUCAGUCUUCCUGUCCUUGUUGCUGGCUGGGUUGCUCCUUUGAAUGAAAGGAGAAGAGAUGGUGUUCAACCUCCUUCCUUUCCCCCUUGCUGUUUCAGUCUUGCCCAAAUACAUUUGGCCCUUGUCUUUUCAUACAACUUCCCCCACUCGAAUUAGGCUUCUGCCUACACAUGCUUUGAAACCACCAGUUUUGCAGUUCACAUGGUAAAUGCUCUUGCAUAACACACUUUGCUUAUUGGAAGCAUGCCCUUAUUUGCACACUUCUUCUUCAUAUUUUUUUUUAACCUUGCUUUCCUGGCAGAUGCCUUGUAGCACAUGACACAAGGGUAGCUGGAACUUGCAGCCAUUUUACAAGGCAAAGUUCUUCUGUGUUAUGCUUAAUGUGUAUCCUAAGUCAGUUCUGCACUGAGAAAGCAAAGUCGAGUUCCAUUUGUGUGCGAGCCUUUUCGUGGGCUCAUGACAUUGUGUUUGGUGCCAAUACAAUGGCAGCCAUUUUGUA